This is a messenger RNA of Striga hermonthica, 330 nucleotides long. The record is from the annotation of a GenBank genome assembly. NCBI's taxonomy places the organism in Eukaryota, Viridiplantae, Streptophyta, Magnoliopsida, Lamiales, Orobanchaceae.
UCUGUACGGUUGAGGCACAGUUUUGAGGAUGUAGUUGAAAAAUUCUUCAAUUCUGAUAUUUCACUGAAAGAUAUCACUGAAAUUCUAAUGAAAGACACCACCAAGGACGAUGAAAAUGAGCUUCCUGGCAUUUAUCCUCCCGUAUUAGAGUACCAAUUGAGUGCCAUUUUCGUUGAAACAAAUACAGCAAUGGGACGAUAUGGAACGAGAAGCACUUCCGCACUUGUCUUGAAAACAAAUAGAGAAGUAUCAUUUUAUGAAACGUAUCUGGAAAAUGAUGAGUGGAAGGAACAAACAACGAGCUUUCAUAUUGAAGAAGUCGAAUCAUAG